Molecule: messenger RNA, 4392 nt
Organism: Cottoperca gobio
Lineage: Eukaryota; Metazoa; Chordata; Actinopteri; Perciformes; Bovichtidae
Gene: asphd2
Product: aspartate beta-hydroxylase domain containing 2
Exons: 4
Coding region: 700-1809 (369 amino acids)
Cellular component (GO): membrane
Source: RefSeq, a predicted model, not a curated record
GUAUUCCUCUGGGGGCUUGACGCUGGGUGGCUUCCCCUGGUAGCGCUUCAGUAUUUACAACAAUAUUUGUCCGAAGCCUCCCCGACGCUGCUGUCCGUCACAGACAGACAGACAGACAGACAGACAGACAGGGAGUCCAACCGUCGGUGAGACAGCUUUCUUAUUUUUCCUCUGCUACAACGAUGGCUGUCGCUUCCAGAUCGGACUUCUCUUGCGCCUUUUGGAGACAUAUUUCCUAUAAUGUUGGCGAGUGAUAUCCGUCUACCUUGUGCACUGCAGUGGUGCGCAGCUUCGCCUGGAGAAACACCUGUGCGCCUCUCCUCUCCACUGGCCACCACAGUCAUGCAUGUUGAGUAGGCAACAGAUUACCCUAAGGCGCGGUGUCUGUCUGCAUUUGUCUGAAAGAACCAGAGAGGGAGCUGCACAAAUACCGCACAGCCAGACAUCAUGCAAGGAGAAACCUUCCCUCGCUGCGGAAUGCUGAAAUGUUAGGGCUGAAGAGCGAGUGUGUCAGAUCGAAUCAGCAGACUGUUUACUAUAGGGGGGGCGAUAAGAGCUGCUUGACACUAGACUCACUAACGCCCUGCGUGCGGUUUAAUGCCCUUUUCAAUCACGAUCAAGAAAAGACGCGUUAACUGAUCUUUCAUCAGCUCUUUUUUCCCCCUCCGUCAGAUUCUGCAAUCCGGGAAAAGAGCCGAGAUGGAGUGGUCGCUAGAGAACGUGAGGGAGAUGGUGGCUGGAGGGAUGCAGUCAAUAAGGGAGUGUGAGGUCUGUGCUUUCGCCAUAGCCAUGUGUGUGCUGCUGCUGUUCAUGUGGUAUUGUUACAGGGUGGGCCGGGAGCAUGGCUCCAGUCCCCUGCGUGGGAGGUAUCUGGCUGGGCCCGGCCGAAUUGGAGGAGUUGUGGGGGGCUUCAUGAGUUCAGACUGCCGUGGCAGGGGCAAGGGGAAGCACGGAUCGAUGCUGGAGGAGCAGAACGGCUUCGCUUUCUGCCAGUCGUCUGAGUGCUUCCGAUGUACCAGCGCCGGAGAGAGUCUGAACCAGAGGCUCUACCACAGCCUGCAGGACUACGCCAAGCGCUACACCUGGUCAGGUAUGGGCAGGGUGCACAAAGGAGUCCGUGAUCAAGGCCGAUACCUCAACAGCCGACCCACCAUCCAGCGGCCAGAGGUCUUCUUCCUCCCAGACCUCCCGUCAGCCCCUUUCUUCUCCAGGGAAGUUCAGAGACACGACGUGGAGCUGCUGGAGCAGAGCUUCCCCGCCCUUCUUGCCGAGUUUGAGAGCAUCUACCACCAGCCUCCGGCCCGCAGCGGCUCCUCCCUGCCACCAGGGUGGAAAUCCAAUAACACCCCGCGUGGGCAGUGGUGGACCUACUACCUGGUCAACCAAGGCACCCCUCUGGUUCUUAAUGUCAGGAGGUGUCCGCGGGCCUGGAGGGUGCUGGGCCAGCUGCGCACCUUCAUCGCCAACAACGUGUUCGGAAACGCCUGCUUCUCUGUGCUGACGCCCGGGGCGCUGAUCACCGAGCAUUACGGUCCAACAAAUGUCCGGCUGCGCUGCCACCUGGGUCUGAGAGUGCCCCCCUCCUGUGAGCUGGUGGUUGGUGGAGAGCCGCAGUGCUGGUCUGAGGGCAGCUGUCUGCUAUUUGAUGACUCCUUCCUCCACAGGGCCUUCCACGAGGGCGGUGCAGAGGACGGCCCCAGGGUGGUCUUCAUGGUGGACCUCUGGCACCCCAACGUGGCCGCGGCUGAGAGACAAGCCUUGGACUACAUUUUUACUCCAGGUCGCUUAGAGGACAAGGAAGGGAAAUAGGUGUGAGGGAGAAACCAUGUCUGACCGAGAGACAGAUGGCGUUUUAGGGCAGUGUCUGUAGGAUUGGGGAGCAACUCUUUUACCGCCUCCAGACCAGCUCUCACAUUCACUGUGUACAUAUUCUCCGUCUCACAUCUCAUAACUCAUCUUAGCAGAUGACCAAACAUUGGGCCUCUUUUAUCAGUCUGUAUAGUUGAAAGUGCGAUUGUUCAUGCAGCCAUUUAAUUAACACCAUCGCAGGGACAUCUGCAGCUGAUCUGUCAUUGUUUUAUUUUGAAUCUUUUUGAAUGUUCAAUGCUUUUGCAUUUAGUUGAAUGAUGUGUCUGAACACUAAACUAUGCGGGUCUGAUUGCAGCCGCGUCUCUGGAGAUCUCCUGUGCUAUGAUUGACUUGUGGGGAACAAGUACACCCACCUUCUCUUCUUCUCUACUUUCUCACUGCUGGUUCUGGCCCAUAAUACUGUUAGUUAUUUCAUGGUAAAGACACAAGAAAUGGCAGCAGACAACAGUGAACUAAGAGGAGCUUAAUUAAUAUGUCAUGAGAUGGACAAUAGUUGUUUUGGAGCUAAAGAACAGAGGAUUCAAAGUUCCACUAAUCGCUCCCAGCAUUAUAUUCAUCCAUAGCAUCAAUGGAUGUGUUGCUUGCUUGUAUAAAUUACUUAUGUCAAUGAAACACUUAAGAAAUUGUUAGUUUGCCCAACUUGUUUCAUCUAAGUCACAAAUAAUGUUAAAAAGAUUUAAGUAUUUGACAGAAAAGUGAGUUAAAAACCGAAUGCAUUGCCAUUUGACUGACACGAACAAGACAAUAAAGUUACUGUGCAACAAAAACAAAGGAUCCACAUCCACAUGACCGCUGCUGCGUUCUCAUCAAUUACAUAUAUUAUUAUUAUGUUUGGGCCAAUUCUGGUGCAAGGUUUCUUUCCAUAUAAGAUUCUUUGUGCCACUCAUAUCAGUUUUAUGUUGGUUGUUGCUGAUGGAGAGCAAAGAACAUUACAGACAUGUGAUGAACGGCCAAACAACAACAUGUCACCCUCUUGCUGUUGUGCUACUCAGCAUGUUUGGGUCCGUAGGCUAAAUUAUUCUCUUAGCUGAACAUCAAUGGGAGUCGUUGAGUUGGCAUUCAUGGGCCCAGAAGUCUUCCCAACACUUGGUGAUACUACUUUACACUUCACAUCUAACACUUGAUUGUUUUACACUUACUGUAACACCUACAUUUCUCCAAAGGGCUAACAAAUUUGAUCAUUAAACUUUUUAUAUUACUCAACACAUCCGGUCACACUUAAGAUAAAACAUUUUGAGUCGAACCAAAAAAAAACGAUUGUCAGUGAGUUUGCACAUUUAAAAAAACAAAAAAACACCCACUUUCAAACGUGGGACACGGUUUCAUGAUGAGGUCAAUCUCUCGCUUGCAGAAUGGUGACAUAUUUCCAGUGAUUGUAGUGCUUCUAUACGUCAAGCUAAAGCGAAGGGAUCCCUGCUCGCUGCUGGAGGAUUUCAGGCCUACUGUUCAAAAGGUUGUCGUUAGCACAAACGUGUAAUUGCAUCGUGGCUUUACUGAUGUUAAACAAGCUGUUAAUAUCUAAAUGAGUUGCAGAAAGUGCUGUAUCGCUUAACUACAGAAAGUAUUUUUCAUAUCUUGUGCUUUGAUAUGUGAUAACUGAGGUCCAAUGUUGAUCAUGACAUGAAUGUUUACAGACGCAGCUAAUGUCUCUGUCCUGACUCCUGCUGGUGUGGUAGUUUAUUGUGCUCCCCUUUGAAAAAAAUCAAUCCUGCUUUCACGAGAGACAUGGUUAGAUGAGCACAUUUUUAGGUCAAAUUGUGUGAGUCGCCUGUGCUGGAGAAGAAGCGUUUUUGGUAAAUUUACUAAACUCUUGUAAUUUGGUUGUAUUUGAUAUCAGGUUUGUAUUUCUGUAAAUAGGGUUAAGGUAAAAAAAAAACUAAAAAAACUGAGCGGCCUGAGAUGAUUUGAGAUGAUUGUCUUCGAUGCUAUAACUAUUGUGUUGUCUUGAUUUACAGCUAAAGCGAUUGCAUUUCAUUCUCCGUUCUCAAAAAGCCAGCCAUUAAGUCAUUUUGAUAGAUUCAAUUUGUAGAUUCUGUAAAAUGUUUAUGAAGUACUAUCUCUGUUGUUCUGUGACGUAUUUAUUUUUUAAAUCACUCCUGUAAUUUUGCAGGAGUUUUUGCGCCAUUAUUAAAGCCAAAAUCCUUAAUAGUUCAACAGCACUUCAUGGAUAUAUGUGCACUAAAGGUAAUGAAAAUUAAUCUUCAGCAGCUUUACAGGUCCAUCGCAAUUCAAGAUACCCAUCUGUUCAAUUCUAAUGUUUACAAAAUGAUUUACAAGCUGUUUACGACGCCGACUCUCACAUUGAGCUGUCCAUAAUUAGGUUUAAAAUCAAGAGUGCUGUUAAUCCACUUUAAGAGUAUAAAAAGUGUCAUUCCCAAAGCAUUUGCUUUACAUAUAUACUGUAUAUGAUGGGGCAACCAUUUUGUUUACAUUAGGAUUAAGGAUUUGUCCUUUAACACAUUGUUGUGAGGGUUUUGAACAGUAUUUCUGUACAUUUAAUAAAUGGUCGAGUAUCUUAUUUAA